Molecule: messenger RNA, 511 nt
Organism: Pseudoliparis swirei
Lineage: Eukaryota; Metazoa; Chordata; Actinopteri; Perciformes; Liparidae
Product: transmembrane and coiled-coil domains protein 2-like
Exons: 2
Coding region: 69-410 (113 amino acids)
Biological process (GO): amyloid precursor protein metabolic process
Cellular component (GO): endomembrane system
Source: RefSeq, a predicted model, not a curated record
CAGCAUCAGCAUCAGCAGCAUCAGCAUCAGCAGCAACAGCAUCAGCAUCAGCAGCAGCGUCUGGGCUCAUGGCCUGUGGGGGUGCAGAGGGUUUCGGGGUUGGCGAGCCACAGCGGACACGUGCUGCCUUAGAGCAUCUGCAGCAGAAGGUCCUGAAGGUCACCGAGCAGAUCCGCGUGGAGCAGGAGGCCCGUGACGACAACGUCGCAGAGUACCUGAAGUUGGCCCAAAACGCCGACAAACAGCAGGCGUCCAGGAUCAAGCAGGUGUUUGAGAAGAAGAACCAGAAGUCGGCACAGACCAUCGCACACUUGCACAAGAAACUAGAGCACUAUCACAGGAAGCUCAAGGAGACAGAGCAGGGCCGGCUCUCCUCAUCUAUCUCCCUGGAGUUCUUUCCCUUAACCUAAUCUCUCCUUCCUCUGAGAUCCUCCACUUCUCUGCUUCCUCAUUUAUCUUCCCUCUCUACAGAAUGGACCGGCCCGUCAGCCUAAGGAUGUCCUGCGGGACA